GGCGGGCGCCGGAAGCGGCCCAGCGCCGAGGGGACGUCGCGUCGCCGGGCCUCGAGCCGCUGCCGCGGAGCCGCCGGACGGACGGCCUUCCCUGCCCGCCCCGCCAUGGCUGAGAGCGACUGGGACACGGUGACGGUGCUGCGCAAAAAGGGCCCCACGGCCGCCCAGGCCAAGUCCAAGCAGGCCAUCUUAGCAGCUCAGAGACGAGGAGAAGAUGUGGAGACUUCUAAGAAAUGGGCCGCUGGCCAGAACAAGCAGCACUCGGUCACCAAGAACACGGCGAAGCUGGACCGGGAGACCGAGGAGCUGCACCACGACCGGGUGCCCCUGGAGGUCGGCAAGGCGAUCCAGCAGGGCCGGCAGGGCCAGGGGCUGACGCAGAGGGACCUGGCCACGAAAAUCAACGAGAAGCCGCAAGUCAUUGCGGACUACGAGAGUGGCCGGGCCAUUCCCAACAACCAGGUUCUGGGCAAGAUCGAGAGAGCUAUUGGCCUGAAGCUCCGGGGGAAGGACAUUGGGAAGCCGAUCGAGAAGGGGCCAAGGGCGAAAUGAACAUAAAGCCUCGAAAUCAGUGCGUUCCGGCUGAUCUCGUCCGGCUGGUCCCCUUGACCACCGGCGCCAGCACGGCUCUCUCCAUGCGGCUGAGCGGAACACGGGCGGGAUCCCCACCCGGGAACCCCUCUCCUCGUACCUGCUGUCUAACUAACAAACAAAACCUUGCAAAGUG
Messenger RNA from Budorcas taxicolor (takin), 727 nucleotides. It is a transcript of the gene EDF1, whose product is annotated as endothelial differentiation related factor 1. The transcript has 5 exons. Lineage: Eukaryota; Metazoa; Chordata; Mammalia; Artiodactyla; Bovidae. Gene Ontology annotation, molecular function: DNA binding. The coding region runs from base 106 to 552 and encodes 148 amino acids. The record is from RefSeq and is a predicted model, not a curated record. Gene Ontology annotation, cellular component: nucleus.